AUGGCGCCUCUCAGCUGGAUCGACAUCAGCAAGGCCCACCUGCUGGUGGCGCACCGCCCGCCGCCGGUCCGGCGCUCGGUGGCGCCAUGGGAGAAGGACUUCUGCGAGUCCCGCGGGGUUCCCUGGAGGAAGGUGACGGACCCGAACGCGGGGCUCAACGCCGAGGGGCCGGACGGCCGCGUCGCGCGCUGGGACGACUCGGGCGCCAUGCAGGCGCUGCGGGCGGCCAGGAGCCGGUACUGGGCGGAGAUCAACGGCGGCAUCAAGCUCGCCCGUGGCGUCCCACCGCUGCCGGGCCCCGACAUGUACUGCGAUGUGAUCGUCGACGCGUGCGGAGCCGAAGUGGAGGACCCGGAGGUGGAGGCGGAGUACGCGGCGGCGGUGCGCGACAUGGAGCGCGCGCGGCAGGAGAGCCUCCGGCUGCACGCGGCCAAGCUGCGGGACGAUUUCGUGCCGGUUCCCACCGGCUGGGACAUGUGA
This is a messenger RNA of Phragmites australis (common reed), 480 nucleotides long. RefSeq lists its product as uncharacterized. The coding region runs from base 1 to 480 and encodes 159 amino acids. The record is from RefSeq and is a predicted model, not a curated record. The transcript has a single exon. NCBI's taxonomy places the organism in Eukaryota, Viridiplantae, Streptophyta, Magnoliopsida, Poales, Poaceae.